Molecule: messenger RNA, 3094 nt
Organism: Pocillopora verrucosa
Lineage: Eukaryota; Metazoa; Cnidaria; Anthozoa; Scleractinia; Pocilloporidae
Product: metabotropic glutamate receptor 7
Biological process (GO): G protein-coupled glutamate receptor signaling pathway; regulation of synaptic transmission, glutamatergic
Cellular component (GO): plasma membrane
Molecular function (GO): adenylate cyclase inhibiting G protein-coupled glutamate receptor activity
Source: RefSeq, a predicted model, not a curated record
UCAACGGCUAAACUUUGGUAACUGAGGUUCUUUAAUUAAUGGUUCUACACCCUUAAAAACGCUGCUUCAAAAGUAAAACACAUUGUACUGACUCAAAAGGGGAUAAAUGAGAAUCCUGCAAUGAUCAGUUGGGUCCUGCUUUGUUUUGCCGUGUUUUCUGUUUUCGGUAUUACUUCCAGUGUUGAAGUGACGAGUGGUCAGCAGUUUCCUGGUAACAUCACCCUCGGUGGUCUCUUUGUCGUUCACCAGACGACUGAUGAUGGCGCAUGCGGCGAACUUUACCCGCAAGGACUUGGUAAUGCAGAAGCAAUGAUUUUCGCUAUUGAGGAGAUAAACAGAAAUCAUAGCCUGCUUCCAACCAUAACGCUGGGAUAUGACAUACGUGACUACUGUGAAAGCCCUGAAAAGGCAAUGAGGCAAACGUACGAUUUUGUCCGGGGAAACGACGCCAGAUGUGCUUUUCCACAUGUAGAAAACAAGACCAUAGAGAAAACAAAGCCGAUUGCAGCAGUUAUUGGUCCAUCAGACUCAGGAAGUGCUGUUCUGGUUGGUAGCCUUUUGCAAGUGGGAGGAAUUCCCGUCAUCAGUCACUCAGCAACUAGCAAUGAGUUGAGCUCAAAGCAAUACCAUCAUUUUUUCCGCACUGCUUCCCCAGAUGGACAACAGGUGAGUGCUGUUGCUGAUGUUCUACAGUAUUUUAACUGGAGCUAUGUAGCUGCCGUGGCAAUGGAUGAUUCAUAUGGUAAAAACGGCAUGAGAAGUCUGGAACUUGAGGCUGAAAAUAGGAGCACGUUUUGCCUUUCUUUUGCUGAAUUUAUUCCACGGAAGGAAUAUAAUACAACAAUAAAAAGAAUUGUAAGGAAGCUGAAGGACUUCCCAAACAUUGGCGUCGUAGUCCUUUGGGUUUUUGGCAGUUAUGGCCGUCAUUUUCUAGAGGAAGCAGCAAAACAGAAACUGUUUAAUCGCACCUGGAUUCUUAGUGAUGGUUUAGCCACACAAGAUGAUUUGUUCAAGGGCCUAAAAACUGAAGACCAAGUAAUUCUUCAUGGGUCAUUCGGUAUUCAGCCUCCAUAUGUUGACAUGAACAGUAGCAAUUUCAGCAACUUCCUGAUCGAAAGAUCGACUUCGUUAACCAAUUUUUCAUGGUGGAAGGAAUUUUGGCUGUCGGAGGACAACAAAGACUGUUUCAAAAUGAAGAAUACAGAAAAGCAAUGCAAGGAAAUAGUCUUCCACAGAUUAUGCGAGACCUACACUCCCUAUGUGGUGGAUGCCGUAUAUGCUAUUGCCCACGCCCUUCACAGCAUGAAAAACUGCUCUGCAUCACAGUGUAAGAAUCUUGGAGAUCACAACAUUCCAAUGAAUACAAAGGAUCUCCAGAGAUAUCUUCGUUUUGUUAAGUUUUCAGGAUUAACUGGUGAGGUCAGCUUUGAUCAUUUGGGAGACCCUGUAUCAUCGUCAUACGAAAUUGUCCAUUUUCAGGUUACUAACAUAUCAAAUCCAGAAAAGCUGAUCAUUGGCUCGUGGUUAAAAAGCCGCAAGCCAAGACUUCACUUGAACCUUAGCAAGGUCAAGUGGAAUUCCAUGACUAACGGUUUUUUUCCGAAGUCAUUCUGCCAUGAGGAUUGCCCUGUAGGCACAAGUCGGUCAAUGACCACACCCUGUUGUUGGAAGUGCCUCAGAUGUCCAGAUGGAGCAAUUAGCGCACGAAUAAACGAGGAAAACUGCACCGAGUGCCCUCGAGGACAGUUACCCAAUGAAGAGAGGUCAAAAUGCUUGGAUCUUCCAGAAGUAGAAUUCAGAUGGUCAAGCGUCGCGUCAGUCCUUGUGAUUCUCUUCAGCACAAUUGGAUUUCUUUUCAUUGCCAGUUGCAGUUUCAUCUUUCAUAAACAUCGAAAGACUCCACUAGUCAAAGCAGCUAAUCGCGAGCUAAGUGCAAUCCUUAUGUUAACAAUCACGAUGUCAUUUUUAGCAUCGAUUUUAACUCUUGCCAAGCCAACAGACUUUGUGUGUGGUUUGAUUUACUGCUGGCGGGCUAUGGUCCUAGUUAUGUUCAUCUCCGUCCUGAUAAUCAAGACCAUGAAGAUUCUCAGCGCAUUUCACAUAAACGUUGUGGCGGAGAAGUUCAAAAAGUUCAUUUUAGUUACAAAAAAACAAACAGUAAUCGUUCUGGCGCUUCUUUUUCCACCCACUGCACUCUUUUUCUUAUGGAUUGCAUUGGAUUCACCGCAUCAAAGACGAAUCAUUCAGAUAAACGAAGGUACAUCUCUUUUUACGUGUUCCUUACAUCGGUCAACAGUUGGAAUGAGUUUUCAAAUCAUCAUCUCUCUAUAUACGUCCCUUCUUGCAGCGACUUGUACAUACUACGCUUUCAAAGCUAGAACACUUCCUGAAAACUUUAACGAAGCCAGAUAUAUUGGAUUUUCUAUGUACAUUUUACUCCUUUCCUCGGUGGCAUAUUUGCCGAUUGACAUCGGACUUACAGGUGUCUACGCAACAAACUUGACAUGCGCAUUGAUACUUGUGGCUUCUUACGGACUAUUAACCUGCAUGUUUGGGCCGAAGAUCUACGCAAUUCUAAUCACGCCUGAGCAAAAUACACAUCAUGCUGUAAGUUCACAAGUGUCGCAUUAUUCGUUUGGACUUUUUCGAAAGGGCAAUACUGGCAUUGCACCUGUGAAGUCAGAUGCAACAUACAACCAACAAAACAUGCAACGGGAAUUUUCCUCGACAACUCAAGUAACUACCUAGAGAGGUAUUCUAAGAUCUUCAAUAUUGUCCGAAAAAAGUGUUCAAGGACUUGAAGGAUCACACUAAACGAUAGAUAUGAUUUUCUAUAAAGUCAACAAUCAUUCACAAGGCGCGAAGUAUUUACCACAUUGUGCAACUAGAAAUAAUUUUAAGAAAACAUUUUGAGCCAUCUUAGUCUCGACAUGGGGAGACAAACCCAGAGGAGUUAGGCGGCGAUAUUUUUGGCUGUUUUCAUUUCUACUAAAAAAUUUAGUAAACUUAAAAAUAAAAUUGUUUGCUAGUACUUACAUACACCGACGAUGAGCAAUUUUGAAUUAAGUGUUGAAAUAAAUCCGGGAUUCCUUCA